Molecule: messenger RNA, 861 nt
Organism: Fusarium vanettenii 77-13-4
Lineage: Eukaryota; Fungi; Ascomycota; Sordariomycetes; Hypocreales; Nectriaceae
Exons: 2
Coding region: 1-861 (286 amino acids)
Cellular component (GO): membrane
Source: RefSeq, a predicted model, not a curated record
AUGCUCAACUCUAGAGAUUCUGCCGAUACAGACAACGACUUCGAGCUUUAUCGAUACACCCCAUCACUGCCCGCUGCGAUUCAUGCUGUCAUCAUAUUUGCCAUUCUCACCGCUAUCCAUACCGUUCGCCUUCGUCAGGCUCGGGCUACCUAUUUCAUCCCCUUCACGAUUGGAGGCGUGUUUCAAACGAUUGGCUAUGCUGGAAGAAUCUGGGGUCACUAUGAUAAGGAGUCCGUUGGUGGCUUCGUGACCCAAGCGGUCCUGAUUCUUGUGGCACCCGCCUUGUACGCUGCCUCCAUCUACAUGAUCCUCGGCCGACUCAUUCGAACACUCGACGCCCAACACUUGUUUUUUAUACCCGUCAAUUGGGUCACAAAAAUCUUUGUUGCGGGAGACGUCCUGUCCUUCACCUUACAAGCAAGCGGAGGCGCCUUGGCAUCCGGCAAGACGGUCGAUCUAUAUCAUCUCGGCGAGAAGGUUAUUGUCGCUGGCCUGUUUGUACAGAUCGGAAUCUUUGGUCUCUUUGUUGUGUCUACCGCGCUAUUUCACUCCAAAAUCCGAACGAACCUAACACCUGUUGCUUCUCACGGCGACAUUCCCUGGAAGAGACACCUCGGGGUCCUUUACCUGACCAGUGGACUGAUAUUGGUGCGAAGUAUCUUUCGUGUUAUCGAAUACCUGCAGGGAAACGAUGGAUAUUUAAUCUCUCAUGAGGUAUUCUUGUAUGUGUUUGAUGCGUUGCUGAUGGCGGCGGUCAUGGUUGUUUUCUUGAUUUGUUACGUUGAUGAUCUUGCAUCGGCCCGCAAGGACAAGGAGGCGUCAGUUGACUCCGAUGGUCACAUCAUGGGGGAAUUGCGAUAA